Dipodomys spectabilis (banner-tailed kangaroo rat) is the source of this 1506-nucleotide messenger RNA. RefSeq names its product ganglioside induced differentiation associated protein 1 like 1 (gene Gdap1l1). The record is from RefSeq and is a predicted model, not a curated record. The transcript is spliced from 6 exons. The coding region runs from base 89 to 1192 and encodes 367 amino acids. NCBI's taxonomy places the organism in Eukaryota, Metazoa, Chordata, Mammalia, Rodentia, Heteromyidae.
AUGUGAUGUUGGGCGAGCGAGCCGAGGAGCCGCCGUCCUCCUCCUCCUCCUCCUCCUCCUCCUCCUCCUCCUCCGAUCGCCGGCGGCCAUGGCGACCCCCAACAACCUGACCCCCACCAACUGCAGCUGGUGGCCCAUCUCGGCGCUGGAGAGCGAUGCGGCCAAGCCGGCCGAGGCCCCCGACGCGCCCGAGGCGGCCAGCCCCGCCCAUUGGCCCAAGGAGAGCCUGGUUCUCUACCACUGGACCCAGUCCUUCAGCUCGCAGAAGGUGCGGCUGGUGAUCGCCGAGAAGGGGCUGGCGUGCGAGGAGCGGGACGUGAGCCUGCCGCAGAGCGAGCACAAGGAGCCCUGGUUCAUGCGGCUCAACCUGGGCGAGGAGGUGCCGGUCAUCAUCCACCGGGACAACAUCAUCAGUGACUACGACCAGAUCAUCGACUACGUGGAGCGCACCUUCACCGGAGAGCACGUGGUGGCCCUGAUGCCCGAGGCCGGCAGCCCACAGCAUGCCCGGGUGCUGCAGUACAGGGAGCUGCUGGACGCUCUGCCCAUGGAUGCCUACACCCAUGGCUGCAUCCUGCACCCUGAGCUCACCACAGACUCAAUGAUCCCCAAGUACGCCACGGCCGAGAUUCGCAGACACUUAGCCAAUGCCACCACGGACCUCAUGAAACUGGAUCAUGAGGAAGAGCCCCAGCUGUCUGAGCCCUACCUUUCUAAACAGAAGAAGCUCAUGGCUAAGAUCCUGGAGCAUGAUGAUGUGAGCUACCUGAAGAAGAUCCUCGGGGAGCUGGCCAUGGUGCUGGACCAGAUUGAGGCAGAGCUGGAGAAGAGGAAGCUGGAGAAUGAAGGGCAGAAAUGUGAGCUGUGGCUCUGUGGCUGUGCCUUCACCCUUGCCGACGUGCUCCUGGGGGCCACCCUGCACCGCCUCAAGUUCCUGGGACUGUCCAAGAAAUACUGGGAAGAUGGCAGCCGGCCCAACCUGCAGUCCUUCUUUGAGAGGGUCCAGAGACGCUUUGCCUUCCGGAAAGUCCUCGGUGACAUCCAUACCACCCUGCUGUCGGCCGUCAUCCCCAAUGCAUUCCGGCUGGUCAAGCGGAAACCCCCGUCAUUCUUCGGGGCAUCCUUCCUCAUGGGCUCCCUGGGUGGGAUGGGCUACUUUGCCUACUGGUACCUCAAGAAAAAAUACAUCUAGAGCCAGGCCCCCAGAGGCUUGGUGUCUGACUGUUGGUGUCUCUGUGCUGUGUGAUUCCCAAAGACCUCUCAGUAACUCAGCCCCGUGAACAUGGACAGCACUUCCCUGCCCCUUGCUCCCAGUAAUUCUAUCGUCAGUGUGACCACAUUCCAUAGUUUAGAAGUAGACGUCGCCAAGGCUGUGACUUGAGGUCACAGCUCUACUAGGAGAGAGAGAGAAAGAGAGAAAGAGAGCGAGAACAGAAACAAAACACGAAUGCCUUUUCUGAUUCAAGGUCUCAAGACGUUAUUGUGGGGACUGGUUAGGAUCUGAGG